Molecule: messenger RNA, 2568 nt
Organism: Schistosoma bovis
Lineage: Eukaryota; Metazoa; Platyhelminthes; Trematoda; Strigeidida; Schistosomatidae
Source: the annotation of a GenBank genome assembly
UUUCUUUCAUCGUGACCUUGCGCGCAAAUCAACAGUCGUUUAAACCUUGCCUAGGAUAAUUAUUUUGUUUGUCAGUGCAAACUUUUAACUAACCAGAAGAAAGAUUACCUUUUGGGACUGAAGUAUUGCCGAUGUUUAUUAUUAUCAUUAAAGAUGGGUGGGCAUGUUAGUCGUGGUCGAGAUAAUCAAUCACUUAUUGACGAACUGGUGCAAAACGGUCUCACAUUAAACCCAGAGACUGAGCGUGCUCUACGUCUAGUCGACAGAGGGGGUUACUUCAGCGAAAAAAGCCCACGAGCAUACAUGGAUAUGGCGUGGAGGUCUGGUUCUCUCCAUCUUUCAGCACCCAGCAUCUACAUUGUAGCUCUCAAAAACCUCGAUAUCCAACCAGGAAAUUGCUUUUUAAAUGUUGGAAGUGGAACAGGAUACCUUAGUACAGUCAUUGGCUUGUUACUAGGAUACAAUGGCGUUAAUCAUGGUAUUGAGGUGAAUGAUUUCAACGUUAAUUUUUCACGUGAACACUUGGUGACAUUUUUGUCUGAAUGUGAUGCACCUUUCGAACGAUCUUUUUGUCCUCCGGUAUUCCUACAUGGGAAUAUUUUAGAUUUAGUCGUUCCCUCAGUCCAACAGCCGAUUAUGGUUGAAAGACUGAAUAAUUUCCAACAACCUUCUGAAAUGAUUCAAAAUAAUCUAGAUACUCAUUUAGAUAACAGUGUUAUUAAUCCUGAAGAUAUAUGGACUUCAGAAGGAAACCAAAAUCAUUCAUCGGACGCUACAAUGGAAGUAGAGGGGAAUGAUCAUGGCGUAAGCGAAAAUACCUAUCAAAAUGGUGAUCUGGAUACUACUAAUAAUGAUAAUAAUAAUAAUAAUGACAACGAAAGCGAAUCUGAUCCUAUCAAGUGGGAAGAAGAGUUUAUUGUUGGAUCGCCACCUUGGAUACACCCAGAUAGUAGUCAACCAUUAUGUGAUCAAACAGAUACAAACAUACCACGCUGGCCAGUAUAUGAUCGGAUAUAUGUGGGAGCUGCCGUUACUAGCCGUCUUCACUUACAAUCCAUACUACGAUUGCUCAAAGUCGGUGGUAUUCUAGUCGUUCCUUAUAGAGAUAAAAGAGUGAUGGUAGAUUGUCUAAUCGUUCCACUUGCUCAAAAAUACUUUCGUAUUCGGUCAUAUCCUCUGUAGUAACCCCAUAUACACUCGGAGCAUAAAGACCAAUUAAUCGAAUUUAAUGUCAUACAUUGAGUUGAGAUUACAGACUGAUACAAAAAGUUGUGUGAGUUUAUCCAACUUUUACGUGUGUAAUUAUUUUAGGUUAUAUUAUAUGCAUUCCCAUAUAACUAACUCGGAUCUUCUAUCCAUUUUAUGAAGAUCAAACGGAUAGAGGAAAAUAAAAUAACUGCAUCGGAAUUGAUGUCAGUUAGCUUUGCAACUCUUCUUCCAUCGAGAAUAGGUUCAGAGAAACAAGUCGAAUCGCCUCCUAAAGCAAAUGUGAUAUCAUUGGAACAACUAGCUGCUCGCAUAAUACGCAGCCUUCUUCGAAAUGUCAUCGAGUUUCGUCAUAAUGGUCCACCCAUACUUGGCCAUAUGGAAGAAGUAGAAGAAGAAGGGGAUGAUGAAGCAAAUACAAGCUGUGAUACAAAUGAAGAUUCUGAUACUUUGAUGAACAAUGCUGACAUAGAAGAACUUGAUGGAACAAGUAGGGAAAGUGGUGAAAGCGUGUUACAACCUAGAAUUCCAGGUUCACAAGACUGCUCAAUGGCUCGAUUUUUACGUUUAGCCUAUCUGCACUAUUUGAUAAAUCACGCUGAGAUAGGCCACGACAGAUCACAAGUUUCAAAUCAAAAUUCACAUACUGAAGAUACCAACUCAAACAGAACAAAUUCAAAUGAUGUGCAAAAUGAUACAACUGGAGAUGAAGCUUUAGAUGCAGAAACUGGAGGUUCUGACGAGACUGCAACAGAAAACCACAACAGUAAUCCACCUUAUCUACGAAUCGAUUUUUGCCGCUUUUUAAAUGGUGUUAGUAAUACUAUUAUUGGAACCUCUACUGGUUGUGAACAUAGUAACGAGGAUGAAGAUACCCAAAUCAAUGAAAUUCAAAAUACAAGUGCAUCUGUAGAUAACGAAUCCACAACUGAUGAACAUGUAAAGAACAAAUCUACACCUCACAAAAAACGAAAGAAAUAUUGUUGGGUUCCCCCAAGCUACACUUACAAAGAAGAAAUGGAACGUAUACUUUCUGAAGAAUUACGUUUUGGGAAGCCUUUAAUUCGAUCUGUGAUUACAUUGUGAAGUAGAUUACUUCAAACUUAUUUCAUCCUUUCAUUCAGAUAGAUCCUAUUCACAAAAAUUAGUUAUAAUGUCGUAAGGCAUGUUACCAAGUCUUUAUAAACUAUUUAUUUGUACUACGUAACUCCCUUGUUUUCUCCCAUAACUCAUCGACAAAUUUUUGAACUUUGUCAUGUUCUCUCAUCUUUUCAUGCAUGAAAAUAAUGUAGUUUAUGGAAAAUUUAUCUUUGAAUAGGAUGAUUAAGGAAAUUAAUUUCAUAUUACAAAUAUACUAUUCAA